AAAUAGGUGAUGCCCAUUAUCACAUAAGAUAAGAUUUGGUUCAAUUAUAAAAGCAAGAAUGUGCGUUUAUGAAUUAUCAUUUGUAUCCCAGGCAAUUUCUAAAAUGCAAGUACUUAUUGCUUUAGUGUUGGCCUUCACGGCGAUUGCAGCCGUUCCACAAAGUCAACAAAGGAUUAUUGGCGGUUCUGGUACAACCAUUAGCAACUACCCUGAGGUUGUCGCGUUGUUGCACUCCUGGGGAACAACAGGCCAUAGGCAUGCUUGUGGAGGGAUAAUCCUCAACAACAGAUCAAUCCUCACUGCUGCUCGUUGCGUAUAUCAAACCUCACCUCAAGAAUGGCGCACUCGUGCCGGAUCAACCAACGCACAUUCCGGUGGUGUCACAUAUUUAACCUCCUUUAUCAUCCAACACCACUUCUACAAUAUUUACAAUAGAGACUACGACAUAAGCAUCAUGCGGGUCUCCUCCAAUAUAAACUUUGGUACUACAAUUCAACAAGCAUCCAUUGCAGGCCCUAACUACGUUUUACCGGACAAUCAAGCAGUUUGGGUAGUUGGUUGGGGAUAUACAAAUGCGCAAGGUUCUCCAUCUGAACAACUGAGACAUGUCCAGAUUUGGACCGUGAACCAGAACCUCUGCAGUGCUCGUUACACCGAAUUGGGUAAUAUUAUUACUAGCAACAUGUUAUGCGCUAGUUGGCUGGACGUAGACAAUUAUGGCAAGUGCUACGGUGACUUCGGUGGUCCGUUGUACCACAACCGGGUCGUCGUUGGCGUCAGCUCCUGGAGUCAAGGCUGCGCUCAGGCUCGCUACCCUGGUGUUUACACUCGUGUAUCCAAUUUCAUUCCUUUUAUUCAGAGCAAUGCAUAAAUGUGUUUAAGUAAUUGUCCAAAAAUUUUUUUUAAAAAUUCUUCGAACUUCAACAAUAUUUUUUCAAUUUACACAAUCUGAAUUGCAUUAACUAAUUAAUUAAAACUGCGUAGGAUAGCGCGUUCCAGGGCACGUUUAGCUUACUAUGCGUGCCCUGAACCCAUAUCCAUACUCAUAGUAUCUCUUGGGGGGUACUGUUAUAUCGUAUUUAAUAUUACAGCCAUAUAAAAAUAAAAAUGCUGAUGCAUUCCUAUUGCAUUUACGUCAAUGGAAUAGGAAUCCACCUCAAUCACGGGUAAUUCAACCUUACUUUGAGUUAGUACAGAUUGGACUCGCGUCCGGGAAACGCCUAUUAUUACUUUCUUAAAUAAAGUAGUGUUAAUUUGUGAAUAAAUUGUUUUUUAAAUAACCUUUCCUAACCUGCCUCAUAACAAUACCCUUAGCUACUUUUAUAUGGCGUUUCACAGUACGUGUAGCCUAAUAGGCGUACCCUGGAACGCGCUAUCCGUGCGCAGCUUUAAAGUUAUGUUUAUCGUAAAAUAAAUAGAUCAUAUCAUUUUACAUUUUUUUUGUGAUUUUGUUUUGAUUUGACGUUGAUUUUUGUUUUUCUAGUCUUAUUGUAAAUAAAAAAAUUAAUACGUAAUUAAUUAAAAAUAAAUGUUUUAUUUUUAUUAGAAAAAAUAUCACAAUUCAACUUAUUUAAGUCAUAACAUUGCAUAAAUAUAAUUCGAUAAAGAAAACUGCUAUAAUUCUUUGUUGUCGUCAUUUCGUAGAAUGAAAGUCACUGCAUAAAUUGUUCAAAAUAUCUUUAUUACACGAUGACUACGGUACAACUUAUCGAACAUAUUUUAUUAUUUUAUAAGUAUCUUUAAGUAUAGAUAGCAAAGCAUGUACGGUAGCAUCAGCACAGAUAAGCACUCCAAGGACACGACAGUAAAAGAAACUUUAUUAAAAAAAUAUGAUCGGAAUGGGAAGUUUAUUGUUUUUUUUUAUUCUAUAUAAUUUAAAAAAAUGCAAAAUAUACAAAGUAACAGUGAAGAAACCAUUUAACUAUCGCUAAAAAUAGCAAAAUAACAGAACUUAAAAAUGGCGCAUGAACAAAAAUUAAACAUAAGCGAAGUUCAAUGUACUACGUACUCUAUGCUCCAAAGUCAAAAACAUAAUGUAAAAAGUCACUGCGGUCGGGGCACAGUUCUGUGGAACAUACAAUUUUACAGUAUGGACAACAAAGUAGGUAGAUACCAAACAUCAUGGCUCGUGCAAGCGACUUUUGAUAGAAUAGUGAAUUCCGUCAAAAGUAAAACGUAAU
Molecule: messenger RNA, 2180 nt
Organism: Chilo suppressalis (striped riceborer)
Lineage: Eukaryota; Metazoa; Arthropoda; Insecta; Lepidoptera; Crambidae
Source: the annotation of a GenBank genome assembly